Molecule: messenger RNA, 1593 nt
Organism: Histoplasma mississippiense
Lineage: Eukaryota; Fungi; Ascomycota; Eurotiomycetes; Onygenales; Ajellomycetaceae
Exons: 3
Coding region: 1-1593 (530 amino acids)
Source: RefSeq, a predicted model, not a curated record
AUGCGUUUACUUGUCGUCCUAGCGGCGACGAUCUCGCCGGCAUUGGCAUUUUGGCGUUUGCCAUGCCGCGGUCGUGUGGGACUGGGUCCUAUCGAUCCUAUUGUCAACCCUGGCAAACGCUCCAGUCACGUUCAUGCGCUUCAUGGAGCAGGAAAUCUUGGCUUGACCAAUACAUAUGAGCAGCUCAGGGAAUCUGAAUGCACGUCUUGUGAAGUUCUGGAAGAUAUGUCUGUAUACUGGGCGCCCGCAUUGUAUUUUGAGCAUCCAGACAAAUCCACAGAGCUGCUUAACCAGGUUGGCGGUAUGCUGGUGUACUACCUUCAACGGCACGAGCCUAAAGAGAAAGUCCAUGCGUUUCCUCCCGGUCUGAGAAUGGUUGCUGGCAGCACCUUCCAACGUAACUAUACGGACGCUCAGAAGAACAUUGGGUUUACUUGCUUGAACUAUGACAAACAUCCCAAACCUUACCCUAUUCCUCACACGUUGCCUGAUAAAAAUUAUAUUGACACCAAUUGCAAGCACGGAGUUCGUGCCGAACUCUUCUUCCCUUCCUGUUGGGAUGGAGUGCGGACUGAUUCUCCAAAUCAUAAAGACCAUAUGGCCUAUCCAAGUCGCAUUGACAAUGGUUUCUGUCCUCCCGGUUACCCCAUCCGUCUGGUAUCUAUAUUUUUUGAGACGAUUUGGGAUACCAGCGCCUAUAAAGGGAAGCCUGGAAGAUUUGUCUUCUCCAACGGUGACCCAACAGGUUAUGGCUAUCACGGCGAUUUCAUGAAUGGCUGGGAUGAAAAAUUCCUGCAGAAGGCAGUGGACGAAUGCACCAGCAAUUCUGGAACUGUGCAGGAUUGUAAACAGUUCACUCUUCAGAGGGAUAAUGUGCAGAACAAGUGCAAGAUGCGCACUCCAUCAAUACUUGAGGGUGAGACCUUCACCCGGCGCGCGAAUGGACUGCCAGAAAAUGUUCCCAUUUCGGACGGCCCGGGUUCCACAAAACCGGGCAACCCGCCCCCAGAAACCAAGCCACCGACUGGUGAGGAUCCCAGCGACAAGCCCGGCAACAAACCACCCACUGACGACAAGGGCAACAAACCACCAACCGACGACAAACCCGGCAAUGAGCCGCCCACUGACGACGAGCCCGACAACAAACCACCCACUGACGACAAGGGCAACAAACCACCAACCGACGACAAACCCGGCAAUGAGCCGCCCACUGACGACAAGCCCGACAACGAGCCACCAACUGACGAGACUCCAGGCAACCAACCUCCCCCCGAAGACCACGAGCCUGGUUGCGAGACACCAACCGGGUAUCCCGAAACGGAACUACCCACGCCCACCAACCCACCCGUCGUUAAACCAGUCGACCCGCAACCCACCGAGGUGCCUCCACCCGGGGUGACUGAUGCCCCCGACGGCGAGUGUCCCGCUGGGGAAAUAGUGGCAACGAGCUGGUCCACCAACGGCAACUCAGUGUACAAGAUUAACUAUUAUCAGCAAACCGUUAUAGAGACCAUCACAGCUGCUGCUGCUGUUGAGACCGCACCUGCUCAGGCCCAUGCCCGCAUGCAUAAGAGACGCUUCCAUCAUCACUAG